AUGAUGAUGAAGUUAACAAGUAAAAAUGAAAAAGGAGAAUAUGAGGAAAAACUUGCUAAUCCGCAAAUUGAAGUGAUACCAUGCAAAAUCUGUGGUGAUAAGUCCUCCGGAAUACACUAUGGAGUCAUCACAUGUGAGGGCUGCAAGGGAUUCUUUCGGAGGAGUCAGCAGAACAAUGCCUCCUACUCCUGCCCAAGGCAGAGAAACUGUUUAAUUGACAGAACCAACAGAAAUCGUUGCCAACACUGCCGACUGCAGAAAUGUCUUGCCCUGGGAAUGUCUCGAGAUGCUGUGAAGUUUGGAAGAAUGUCCAAAAAGCAGAGGGAUAGCUUGUAUGCUGAAGUGCAGAAGCCCCAGCAGCGGCUGCAGGAACAACGGCAGCAGCAGAGCGGUGAGGCAGAAGCCCUCGCCAGGGUUUACAGCAAUAGCAUCAGCAACAGCUUGAGCAACCUGAAUAACGAAACUGGCAGCACCUACUCUAAUGGGCACGUCAUCGACCUGCCAAAGUCUGAGGGUUAUUAUAAUGUGGAUUCUGCCCAGCCUUCCCCAGACCAGUCUGGGUUAGAUAUGACUGGAAUCAAGCAGAUAAAGCAGGAACCUAUCUAUGACCUCACCUCCGUACCAAACUUGUUUACCUAUAGCUCUUUCAACAAUGGGCAAUUAGCUCCGGGGAUAUCCAUGACUGAAAUAGAUCGAAUUGCACAGAAUAUCAUUAAAUCUCACUUGGAGACAUGUCAAUAUACAAUGGAGGAACUACACCAGCUAGCGUGGCAGACCCACACAUAUGAGGAAAUAAAGGUUUACCAGAGCAAGACCAGAGAAGCUCUGUGGCAGCAGUGUGCCAUUCAGAUCACCCACGCUAUACAGUAUGUGGUGGAGUUUGCAAAGCGCAUAACAGGCUUCAUGGAGCUCUGCCAGAAUGACCAAAUUCUUCUCCUUAAGUCAGGCUGCUUGGAAGUGGUUUUGGUGAGAAUGUGUCGUGCCUUCAACCCACUCAACAAUACUGUUCUGUUUGAAGGAAAGUAUGGAGGGAUGCAAAUGUUUAAAGCCUUGGGUAUGUAGGUCUUCUUUGUUUUGAUCAAUUACAUUGAACU
Molecule: messenger RNA, 1094 nt
Organism: Mesitornis unicolor (brown roatelo)
Lineage: Eukaryota; Metazoa; Chordata; Aves; Mesitornithiformes; Mesitornithidae
Product: nuclear receptor ROR-beta
Exons: 7
Coding region: 1-1062 (353 amino acids)
Biological process (GO): regulation of transcription by RNA polymerase II
Cellular component (GO): nucleus
Molecular function (GO): nuclear receptor activity; RNA polymerase II cis-regulatory region sequence-specific DNA binding; zinc ion binding
Source: RefSeq, a predicted model, not a curated record